Tetrahymena thermophila SB210 is the source of this 1917-nucleotide messenger RNA. Its product is annotated as transcription initiation factor TFIID subunit 5. Lineage: Eukaryota; Ciliophora; Oligohymenophorea; Hymenostomatida; Tetrahymenidae. The record is from RefSeq and is a predicted model, not a curated record. The transcript has 3 exons. Gene Ontology annotation, cellular component: transcription factor TFIID complex. Gene Ontology annotation, molecular function: protein binding; RNA polymerase II general transcription initiation factor activity. Gene Ontology annotation, biological process: transcription initiation at RNA polymerase II promoter.
AUGAGUAGCUAAAGCAAUAUAUCAGGUAGUAUGCAGGCAAUGAGAAAUUAAUCUCAAUAGCAAAUUAACUAUUUUGAAAAAAUUGAAAAGAGAUUAGGCUAAAUCAGAGAAAUGCUGAAGUGGAUGCAGGAUAUGUUAAUGCAAAUCAGAAAAGAUUUAGAAUGGGUAGGAUUUAGAUGCAUUUACGAGCUUUAUAAUGAAUGCUGGAAAUUAGAAAGUUUGCAAUAAUAAUAGCAGCAGCAGCAAUUGUAAAUUGUUAAUAUUGCUAGUUAUAUGUUUAGCUUAGGUUAAUUGUUCUUAAAUUUGGAUAUCAAGGACUUAAUCGAUAAACUAUGCAAAUAUCUCCUUAAUAGAAAUCAAAGAGAAUAAGAAAUGUCUAAAAUUAAGCAAAUUCAUGAAAAAUACAGCGAAAUCUAUAUUUCUUUAUACUCAUAUGAAUGUAUUGUUUGCUAUUUCAAUGAAAAUUAGGGAACACAAGAUUAUUGCAGAGACAUAUUUUAGAAGUACAUAAAAAAAAGGAUACCAUCAGCAUUUAAUAAGAAUUAAUCUAUUCCAUCUCUUUAAAACAAUGAUUAUUAGUUCCAUAUUUCAAAAGAUAAAGAAGAUAAUGAACGUGAAAGAAACUUUUUGACUAACUUUGAUGAUAUUAAUCUAUUUCAUAAGUUAGAAGUAGUCAAGAAAGACAAAGUAAAAACAAGCGAAAUUCAAGUAUUUUAAAAAGCCUAUGAGUAUCUUGAUCAGCUAAACUCUAACAACAGCAACGAAGUUAAGCCUAAAUGCAAUCUAGUUUAUUCAGUUUUAGAAAAAUCUCUUAUGGUGAACGAUUUCCUUGAAAGAAAGCAUAUAGAGUCAGAUAGUUAGCAUCCAAGCAUAUUAAAAAUGAGGAUAGAUGAUCCUAAUGAGUCUGUUACAUGUAUUGAAGUUAGUAAAAGCGGGAAUAUUAUAAUGUGUGGUACUCAAGAUUCAUAGAUAUAUCUUUUUGAUGUUGGAAAGUUUUAAAAUACGAAUAGCAGUAAUUAAUCUGACAUAAUAUUUGGAGAAGAAAAUUAAGAAUAAUACAACUCAAAUAGUGUUUAGAUCAAAUUCAGAACCAAAUUCACAGGACAUGAGGAUGCUAUCACCUCAAUUAGCAUUUUAUAUAACGAAAACUAUUUUAUAUCUGCUUCUAUUGAUCUCUCUAUUAGACUGUGGGAUGUUAGACUUAAUGUCUGUCUCAACAUAUACAAGGGACAUUUAAAUACCAUCUGGAAUGUUAAAUUUGCUCGUUAAGGUUAUAUAUUUGGCUCUUGCUCAGCUGAUAAGACUGCCAUGCUUUGGACUACUAAUAGACCUUAGAUUGCUAAGGUAUUAAUAGGACAUUAAAAAGAUGUAACUUAAAUAGACUUUGCUGAGAAUCUGGAAUAUGUAAUUACUGCUUCUUUAGAUAAUAAGAUUAAAUUUUGGGAAUUGAAAACAGGAACAUGCGCUUUAACAUUAGAAUUAAAUAGCCCUGUAACUUGUAUGCAUAUGAGUUAUAGUGGAUAUUACUUUAUAACGGGAUAAGAUAAUGGAGACAUAAGAUUGUGGGAUUUACACAACUUAAAAUUAAUUCAAUCUGUAAAUUUAUAAAGCUUAAAAAGUAGAGACCCUAUUUAUUCUGUACAUAUUUCAUUUGACGAAUCUACAAUUACAGUGAACACUUCAAAAUACCUCGCUUACUACAAUAUAAACUAAUUAAACUAAAUCUAAGGUUAACAUUUGUAUGAAGAAUUUGAUAUUGGAAAGGAAAAGUAUAAUCAAAAAAUAGAAUUUAAUAGAUUUACUCCAAUCGAACCUAAAGAAAUUUUCGAACUGCCUAAAAUACAAACAGAAAAAUUCAUAAAAUCUUACAUGCACAUGCGUAAUUUCAUUCUAGCAAUUUCUAAGCAAACAAUUUGA